AUGUUCGGUCAAUUAUCGUUUUUGUUGAAGACUCGUAGCCACAGGACUGGAAACUUGUCAGUUCUCACGCAGCGGACCGCCGCGCAGCUUGGCCUCACUCAGUGGACCGCAGAGAAGCAUGGCCCCACGCAGCGGACCGCAGAGAGGCGUGGCCCCACACAGCGGACCGCAGAGAAGCAUUUCCCCACGCAGCGGACUGCAGAGAAGCAUGGCUUCACGCAGCGGACCGCAGAGAAUCAUGGCCCCACGCAUCGGACCGCAGAGAAGCAUGGCCCCAGGCAGCGGACCGCAGUGAAGCAUGGCCCCACGCAGCGGACCGCAGAGAAGCGUAGCCCCACGCAGCGGACCGCAUUGAAGCGUGGCCCCACGCAGCGGACCACAGAGAAGUGUGGCCCCACCCAGCGGACCCCAGAGAAGCGUGGCCCCACGCAGCGGACCACAGAGAAGUGUGGCCCCACCCAGAGGACCACAGAGAAGCGUGGCCCCACGCAGCGGACCACAGAGAAGUGUGGCCCCACGCAGCGGACCACUGCGUAG
Molecule: messenger RNA, 537 nt
Organism: Hyalella azteca
Lineage: Eukaryota; Metazoa; Arthropoda; Malacostraca; Amphipoda; Hyalellidae
Product: salivary glue protein Sgs-3-like
Exons: 1
Coding region: 1-537 (178 amino acids)
Source: RefSeq, a predicted model, not a curated record